Molecule: messenger RNA, 185 nt
Organism: Ilex paraguariensis (yerba mate)
Lineage: Eukaryota; Viridiplantae; Streptophyta; Magnoliopsida; Aquifoliales; Aquifoliaceae
Source: the annotation of a GenBank genome assembly
GUAAGUUGAAAAGAAGAUCAAGGGAACUCAGAGAGAGUGAAACAGGACUACAUCAUAGUGGCCAACUGCCCUGGCACCGUCUAUUGCUUCUGUUUGAAAGGAGUCGGCCCAACUACCAUACACCCAUUGCAGCUAAUACGAUCCCAGUGAACAAACAAAUGACAUGCAGUUUUGGAGAUCGAUGA